ACUGUUGUUUUGUUUUGGAGGCUCACCUCUGAGCAGUGCAAGCUUGAGUAGUGCAAGUUUUCAUUGCAACUGUGUGUACUUUCGUCACUCGCCUAUUGCAUCAGAAGAAGUGUCAACUUUUAGAAUGAAGAUGUCCAAGCUGUUUAUUCUUGUUUUUACCAUUUUGGUUUUUGCUCAGACUGAUUGGGUAAAGGCUUCGAAGCCGGAUAGAAUUCUGUACAAAAACCUAGGAACUCUUUACUUUUACCCUGGAGAGAUAACUAGAUCUCGUCGAACACUCGCUGUACCUCAACUUGUGUGUCUGAAGGGAUGUCAAUACCCUCAACCAAUAUCGGUUAAAUGUGAAAAUGUUGGUUGGGAUGGAAGCUCCAAUCUGUGGCGAUGUACAGCAGAAUUAGAUUCAGAGUAUGCUCUUGAUAAACCUGAAGUUGUUUGUGAGGGCUAUAGCAGCCCUGAUGAUUCCUAUGUAACAGCUGGGUCCUGCUCUUUGGAGUAUUCUAUAAAAAGAAAAGGGAGCAGUAAAAGCUCUUUUACCUCUCCUAUAGAGCCUCCCGGGCUGUCCGGAGUCCUCUUUAUUUUGUUUUGUAUGUUUUUACUGUAUGUGUUGUAUAUAACAUGUGUUAAACCUGAUACUGAAGCUCAACAAAACAGAAGUUACACAAACAACGAUGGUCCUGAUGAUGGUCGGGGGCCUCAGAUGGGCUGGAAUAUCCCUGGUAGUAAUCCGCGUAAUCGAAGGAAUUCCCCAGGUUUUGGGUUUGGUAAUCAACCAAGGGAUGACACCUGUGGUGGCAAUAAUUAUCCCGCUGGUGGUAGUGGAGGAGGAGGUCCUGGAUUUUGGACUGGACUAGCUGCAGGGGGAAUUCUCGGCUCCAUGUUUGGUGGGGGUGCCAGCAGUGGCAGUGGCUACAGAAACACCCAGUCCUCUUCCCCAAGAAGGACAUCUAGUGGAUUUUCUGCGCCAUCUAGCGGAUUUUCUGCGCCAUCUGCGCCAUCUAGCGGAUGGGGUGAAUCUGGCUCAGGCAGUGGUUCCACAUCACAAUCAGAAGCAACAGCUCGAUACCGGCAACGAUAACUUACUAUCAUAUGUACUAAAUGUGAACAUCAUCCUACAGGCUAAUUGUUGGAAUGUUACAGUACCGACUUCUUUCAUUGUAUUUUGACUUCCAUUAUCUGUACCAUCAUGUUUUGGUAUUUUGCUCUUGAGUUCUAUCUUUCAUUUUAUUUAUUAUGACUUCCUCUAUUCUAUCUGCACCAAUUUGUUUUAUUUUGCUUUGAGUUGAAAAGGUGCAAACAACUAAUUCUCAUUAUUUAUUAAAUCUAUUUUUAUUUUGAAAUCUG
Messenger RNA from Frankliniella occidentalis (western flower thrips), 1341 nucleotides. RefSeq names its product store-operated calcium entry-associated regulatory factor. Bases 125 to 1075 code for a protein of 316 amino acids. Lineage: Eukaryota; Metazoa; Arthropoda; Insecta; Thysanoptera; Thripidae. The transcript is spliced from 7 exons. Gene Ontology annotation, biological process: vesicle-mediated transport; intracellular protein transport; regulation of store-operated calcium entry. Gene Ontology annotation, cellular component: endoplasmic reticulum membrane; membrane coat. The record is from RefSeq and is a predicted model, not a curated record.